Microthlaspi erraticum is the source of this 491-nucleotide messenger RNA. The record is from the annotation of a GenBank genome assembly. NCBI's taxonomy places the organism in Eukaryota, Viridiplantae, Streptophyta, Magnoliopsida, Brassicales, Brassicaceae.
AUGAUUGGACUAAUAAAGACGAUGAGGUUAUUGCUGAAGGUGUUGUGUGCUCAUCUAACUCCAAAGAGAAGGUUAACAAUAUACCUCUAGGUCCAAGUGCUGUUUGUAUUGAAGUUGUGAAGGUGUUCAAUGAUAAUGCUCAUUUGUGGAGGCCAACUACUGAUAGUAGUUUAAUUGGUGAUGCAAUUAACGAGAAAAUCGCAUGGCCAGUCCUAAAGAUUGACGUCACGGCUGCAACCACUACAGAUGCAACACUACCUAAAGCCCAGAGUCCAUGCAGCAAUAGUUCCACCAAAAGUCCAAAGCAGAAGUGUUUUCUUUUAGAUUGCAGCAACUCUGGCCGUAAGGUAGCUGAAGGAAGAGUAGUUUCAACAGAUCCGAACGACUUGUGCCAUCAUGUACCUCUAGGUCCAAAUGCAAGCAAGGUCUGGGUUGAAGUGGCUAAGAUUGGUAAUGCAAAGGUUUGGAGGCCAAAUUCAGAGAUUGAAUAA